ACAGUCACUUCCGUAGCAUUCAGCACACAUCCGAACGAAUCCGCAGCCUUUCGUCAGUGUCGGAAAAUCCCGCCAUCCCCGCCCAUCCCCCGAUGGCGGUCUCUACCGCCUCCGCCGCGGGGGACCUCGGCGAGCCGAACACGGCGGAGGCGGAAGCGUUGUGCCAGAUCCACGCGAUGGAGGCGCUGCUUGCGCGCGCGGACGAUCAGAUCAAAUCCAUCGCCGCCUGCGGCACGCGCGGGGGCCCAACGCGCGCGCAGCUCCCCGCGCUGACGGCGGGCGCACAGAACGCGCUGGCCGCGCUGGGGGGAGUCGAGCGGGAGUUGCGGUCGCUGGCGGAAGAGAUGGCGGAGGGGAACGAGUGCGCGUGGGGAAUCCGCGGGGAGGGUGGCAGAAGCGGAAUGGGAAGCCGAAGUACCGCGCAGGGGCAGGCUGGGGAUGAGGGCGAUCGAGCGCCCGUGUGGCAGCGAGUGCAGUCAGCGCUGCAGCAGCUGCACAAGGCGCAGCCAGACCUCCGCCAGCGAUUGCGCCACGUCACCCUGACAGCUCAGCAAAAUCUCAUGCGGCAAGCACAGCAAGAGAGGGACGAGCUACUAGGGGCAGGACGAGAGGCAUCGUUGAGACGAAGAAAACUGGAGUCAGCGGCACAGAUGGCGGCAGCAGCUGAGGAGGUCACUUCAACGCUUCGACGAACACGGCACGUCAUGGAGCAGGAAGUGCAACGUGGCGUGCACACAUUGGAGGAACUCGACACGUCAGCAACGGUGCUGACGUCAGCAGGCUCACAGCAUUCCCUGCAGCACUCCCGGCUUUCCACGGCGCACCGACUGCUGGCGCUGCUGAAGAGAGGAGAUGUGACGGACAGACUCAUCAUCGUCAUCGGUUCUCUCUUCUUCGUCCUCGUCUGCUGCUUCAUCGUCAUCUCCCGCGUUCCCCUCCUCAACUCCCUCCUCCUCUCCUCCUCCUCCCUCCUCCUCUCCUCCUCCUCCCUCCUCCUCUCCACCACACACUCUCUCCUCUCCCCCAUACUCUCCCUCUUCUCAUCCCUCCUCACCGCUCUUGCCUCCUCCUUCCUCCCCACCCUCGCCUCUCUCUCCUCCUCGUAUCUCUCCCUUGCCUCCUCCUCUCUCUCCUCCCUCCACCACACAAUCCAACCCCUCCUCUCCCCCCCACCUUCUCCCCUACCUCCUCUCCCUCCUCCCGCCCCCUCUCCCAUGCCCUCCCCUUCCCCACCCAUUUCCACCACUUUCCCCUCCCCAUCCCCCUCCUCCCCCUCCUCCUCCGCCUCCUCUCUCUCUCCUCCUAUAAACCCAUCCCAGCCAAACUCCUCUUAUGAGACGCCUCAAGCACCAACCAAGUCACUGGCAGGCCGACAGCAGGAGCAUGGGAAGGUUGGGGGCUCUACGGAACACGUGCUGGCAUCAGGCGCAGGGGAGACAGGUGCUGAGGCGCGUCAAAACCAGCAGCAAGAGCAUGGGGAGGGUGGGGGCUCAACGGAACAGGUGCUGUCAUCAGGAGCGGGGGAGGAAAGAGGGGUGCAGGCAAGGGAAGGGGGGCAGACAGUGGGUCAGGCAGAAGGGGUGGCGCAAGGAGGAGGGAGAGAGGGAAGUGGGUUGGAGGGAGGAGGUGGAGAGAAACGAACAGAGGCAGGACGAGCAGCACGGGAAGGGGCGGGAGGAGGGGUGAAAGGAGGGGCACGAGGAGAGGGGUCAGUGCAAAGAGGGGUGAGAAGAGGGGCAGGGGCGAGAGUUCCAACAGGGAAAGGGAAAAGGGGAGGCAAGCAGGGGGCCAUGGCACGCGGGAAAGUGAGGGCUGGCGAAAGGGGAGGGCAAAGAGGGGGAGCAAGGGGGGUACCAGGGAGGGGAGGAGAAAGAGGAGGGGCAGGUGCAGGACCAAGGAAAGGGGAAAGAGGGGGAGGAGCACGAGAGGAAGUAGCAGGAGGCGGAACAAGAGGAGGGAGUGGUGAUGUGGGUGUGGGGGAAUCUACAAGGAGCAGUGAACCUGCUUCAGCUGUUGUUCCUCGAUCUCCCGCUGCUGUCCCAUCUCCCACUGACCUCCCUCGCACUGCUGACCUGCCUGCUGACGGCAUGCCUCUUGGUGAUCCACCUGCUCUUGAAUCCCCGGACGAGGGAAAGGGAAUAGAGGAGAUGGAGGAGGGUGGGAAUGGGAAGGCUGGAAGUGAGGAAGGGGAAAUGGAGAGUGGGGGUGAGGGAGGAAGGGACAGUGUGAGUGAGGAGGGUGGGAGAGGAGGAGUGAGCAGGCAGGAGGGGGAGCAGGACACAUGCAGUGUGACGGGUGGCAGUGGCGUGUGCAGUGCAAAUUUAGAAGAAGCUGCGGUUUUGCAGAAUGCUGCUGGUGACGCCUCUAGCAUUCCUGAUGCUGCUAGCGACGCCACUACCCCUGAUGCUGCUCGCGACGCUGUUACCAGUCAUGAUGCUGCUCGUGACGCUGCUUCUGGCACAGAGGCUGCUAGCAGUGCUCUUACUCAUGCUACUGAUGCCACAACUACUGCCGAUGAUGCUACUGGUCCUGCUACCGCUGCUGCUUUGGAUGCUGAUGCUGCUACGGCCAGUGAUGCUGCUACAACUGCCGCUACUGAUACCGCUACUGCCACUGCUACUGAUGCUGCUACAGCCUCUGCUACUGAUACUGCUACCGCCACUGCUACUGAUGCUGCUACAGCCGCUGCCACUGAUGCUGCUACUGGGGCUGCUACUGAUGCUGAUUCUGCUCCUGUCACUACUGCUGCUUACGCUGACUUCACUUCUAACGCUGCCACUGCUGCCGCUGCUCCCGCUGCCGCUGGUGCUGCCACUCACACUGCCACCCUGGCAACCCCUGCUACGGGUGCUUAGAGCACAGGAGGUGGGAGUGUGGGCAGUGGGGAGCAUGUGGCAGGUCAACCUGCGGGUGGGUGUGAUGGGGAGGGAGGCAAUGGGGAGGGGGCAGCUGUCAAACAUAUUUGUGUAUGUUUAGUAGACUACAUAGGGUCUUGCCAUAGACAGUACAAGUUACAACCCACUAGCUAUAUACCCCUGUAUACUCUCAAUCUAGUUAA
This is a messenger RNA of Closterium sp. NIES-67, 3058 nucleotides long. Lineage: Eukaryota; Viridiplantae; Streptophyta; Zygnematophyceae; Desmidiales; Closteriaceae. The record is from the annotation of a GenBank genome assembly.